Messenger RNA from Hippopotamus amphibius kiboko, 2364 nucleotides. RefSeq names its product potassium voltage-gated channel subfamily C member 2 (gene KCNC2). Gene Ontology annotation, cellular component: axon; neuronal cell body membrane; dendrite membrane. Gene Ontology annotation, biological process: protein homooligomerization; potassium ion transmembrane transport. The record is from RefSeq and is a predicted model, not a curated record. The coding region runs from base 1 to 1896 and encodes 631 amino acids. The transcript has 4 exons. Gene Ontology annotation, molecular function: delayed rectifier potassium channel activity; protein binding. NCBI's taxonomy places the organism in Eukaryota, Metazoa, Chordata, Mammalia, Artiodactyla, Hippopotamidae.
AUGGGCAAGAUCGAGAACAACGAGAGGGUGAUCCUCAAUGUCGGGGGCACCCGGCACGAAACCUACCGCAGCACGCUCAAGACCCUGCCCGGGACGCGCCUGGCCCUUCUCGCCGCCUCCGAGCCCCAGGGCGACCGCCUGACGGCGGCGGGCGACAAGCUGCAGCCGUCGCCCCCUCCGCUGUCGCCGCCGCCGCCGCGACCGCCCCCGCUGUCCCCCGGGCCGGGCGUCCGCUUCGAGGGCGGCGCGGGCAACUGCAGCGCCCGCGGCGGCGGCGGCGGCGGCGACCACCCCGGGGGCGGCCGCGAGUUCUUCUUCGACCGGCACCCGGGCGUCUUCGCGUACGUGCUCAAUUACUACCGCACCGGCAAGCUGCACUGCCCCGCCGACGUGUGCGGGCCGCUCUUCGAGGAGGAGCUGGCCUUCUGGGGCAUCGACGAGACCGACGUGGAGCCCUGCUGCUGGAUGACUUACCGGCAGCACCGCGACGCCGAAGAGGCCCUCGACAUCUUCGAGACCCCCGACCUCAUCGGCGGCGACCCCGGCGACGACGAGGACCUGGCGGCCAAGAGGCUGGGCAUCGAGGACGCCGCGGGCCUGGGCGGCCCCGACGGCAAGGCCGGCCGCUGGAGGAGGCUGCAGCCCCGCAUGUGGGCCCUCUUUGAGGACCCCUACUCGUCCAGAGCCGCCAGGUUUAUUGCUUUUGCUUCUUUGUUCUUCAUCCUGGUUUCAAUCACAACUUUUUGCCUGGAGACACAUGAAGCUUUCAACAUUGUUAAAAACAAGACAGAACCAGUCAUCAACGGCACAAGUGGUGUUCUACAGUAUGAAAUCGAAACGGAUCCUGCCUUGACGUAUGUAGAAGGAGUGUGCGUGGUAUGGUUUACUUUUGAAUUUUUAGUCCGAAUUAUUUUUUCCCCCAAUAAACUUGAAUUCAUCAGAAAUCUCUUGAAUAUCAUUGACUUUGUGGCCAUUCUACCCUUCUACCUAGAGGUGGGACUCAGUGGGCUUUCAUCCAAAGCUGCUAAAGAUGUACUUGGCUUCCUCAGGGUGGUCAGGUUUGUGAGGAUCCUGAGAAUCUUCAAGCUCACCCGCCAUUUUGUAGGUCUGAGGGUGCUUGGACACACUCUUCGGGCGAGUACGAACGAGUUUUUGCUGCUGAUUAUCUUCCUGGCUCUAGGAGUUUUGAUAUUUGCUACUAUGAUCUACUACGCAGAGAGAGUAGGAGCGCAACCCAAUGACCCUUCAGCUAGUGAACACACGCAGUUCAAAAACAUUCCUAUUGGGUUCUGGUGGGCUGUAGUCACCAUGACCACCUUGGGCUAUGGAGAUAUGUACCCCCAAACGUGGUCAGGGAUGCUGGUGGGAGCCCUGUGUGCUCUGGCUGGAGUACUGACAAUAGCCAUGCCGGUACCUGUCAUUGUCAACAAUUUUGGAAUGUACUACUCCUUGGCAAUGGCGAAGCAGAAGCUUCCAAGAAAAAGAAAGAAGCACAUCCCUCCUGCCCCUCAAGCAAGCUCGCCCACUUUUUGCAAGACAGAAUUAAAUAUGGCCUGCAAUAGCACACAGGGUGACACGUGUCUGGGCAAAGACAAUCUACUUCUGGAACGUAACAGAUCAGUGUUAUCAGGUGACGACAGUACAGGAAGUGAGCCGCCAUUAUCACCCCCAGAAAGGCUCCCCAUCAGACGCUCUAGUACCAGAGACAAAAACAGAAGAGGGGAAACAUGUUUCCUACUGACGACAGGUGAUUACACGUGUGCUUCUGAUGGAGGGAUCAGGAAAGUGUUGUACAGAAUUUAUCAUGGAUUUUUGACUGCUGAAAAAGGGACAGUGGAAUUUAGCCAUACCAAGGACUGUACUGGAAAUAGACUUCUGCUGCUGAAUGUGCCCUGAUGUGACCAGGUUGCAUUUGGAAGAGAUCCUCCCGUCUUCAUGAGGCAUUAAAAGCUUAUAAGAGAACUGUGGCUGGAACUCGUUUGGUGCUCCCCAUAUGAGUGGUCUGCUUAUGGACUGGCCGGGGUCCAUGGAACAACUGUAAAUACCAACGUGUGUGCAUGGGGCAACAGCUUGGGCCAUCUCACAACAAAGGAAGCCAAAUUCACGAUCAACAUCUCUGGAGCUUCAAGUAAGGCCCAUACAUCUGUGAAUUACCCCUCAUGGACCUGCAGUAGAUUGUGCUGUGAAUCAUAAAAGCAGUGAUAUUGGUGUAGUGUAGAUCUGUCUUAAUUUCCCUUAUUUCUCCUUUGUUGGUUGGAUCCAUGAACACUAACUGUGUCAUUUUUUAAAAAAUAAACCACUUAUAUUACCAGCUUGUCAUAUUAUGUUGUGAAAUUUUCAGUGCCUAUUUAUGAAAACUGACCU